CACCAUCAUGUCCUCCAGCACCACUCCCCCUCCCUUUCUUACCACUGCACUUGCUGGUUAUGAUCUCAAACAUCACGCUGACCGGCCCAGCGUUACGCUCACCUUCGCCCAGUCCCUCGAUGCUAAGAUCGCUGGGACGGGCGGAAAGCAGCUGAUCUUGAGUGGAAAGGAGAGUAUGAUCAUGACGCAUUGGAUGCGCACGAUGCAUGAUGCCAUUCUCAUUGGCGUCGGAACAGCGCUGAACGAUGACCCUCAGCUGAAUGCUCGCCACUUGCCGGCGCGCUCACCUGGGACGUACGAGUCCUCGUCCGAGCACGGCCAGCCGUAUAACCUCCCGCGCCCCGUGAUCCUCGACGCGCGCCUGCGUCUGAGUCCCUCGUGCAAGCUGCUAGGAAACUUUCAGUCUGGCACUGGGAGGCGUCCAUGGGUUUUCACCCUCGACGGUUCCGCGUCACCGAAUCCGCUGCAGCAGGUUGAGUGGUUGGAGAGAAAGCAGGCGUUGGAGGAGGCAGGAGCAAGAGUGGUAAUCGUGAAGGGAGAUCUGGGAAAUGGCACUUUGUCGAUCCAGGCGUUGCUGAAGACUUUGCACGAGCGCGGAGUGCAUUCGCUCAUGGUCGAAGGUGGCGCGAGCGUGAUCAAGUCAUUCUUGGACGCAUCACAGGGCGGUGUGGUGGACACAAUCAUCGUGACAGUCGCACCGACCUUUGUAGGGGAAGAUGGCGUCGGGUACGGCGUACAGCUGGGUGAGAGCGGGGGGAAAUUCAAGCACGUCAGCACGCAAGUCGUAGGGGUCGAUACAGUGUUUGUACUGGGUCCAAAGGACUUGUAGUGAUCUGUUGCUUGUAGUGUUACUUGUGCAUGUGGUCUAGCAGUCAAUCACUGAUUUCCGGUAGUUCCUACGCAACUACCGCGUCACUUAUC
This is a messenger RNA of Schizophyllum commune H4-8, 921 nucleotides long. RefSeq names its product bacterial bifunctional deaminase-reductase. Bases 8 to 829 code for a protein of 273 amino acids. The transcript is spliced from 5 exons. Gene Ontology annotation, biological process: riboflavin biosynthetic process. The record is from RefSeq and is a predicted model, not a curated record. Gene Ontology annotation, molecular function: 5-amino-6-(5-phosphoribosylamino)uracil reductase activity. Lineage: Eukaryota; Fungi; Basidiomycota; Agaricomycetes; Agaricales; Schizophyllaceae.